Messenger RNA from Sphaeroforma arctica JP610, 1221 nucleotides. RefSeq lists its product as hypothetical. Lineage: Eukaryota; Ichthyosporea; Ichthyophonida. The transcript has a single exon. The record is from RefSeq and is a predicted model, not a curated record. Bases 240 to 1142 code for a protein of 300 amino acids.
GUCAACUUGUCAUUCGCUGUAGUUUUAUAUUGGAUUGUUGUGUAAAAUAUUCUAACCAGUAACCACUGAGGCUUUUUGAAUCAGUUUAUCACUUCGGAAUACCGAUAAGUAUAUACAAUCGUGCGACGUACAGCGUUCUUGAUUUUGAACAAACAUUCAAUUGAGUAUAGAAUGUAGUUUAUACCAUACUCGCGCGUCACGACCAGCUCCUUUAAGUUUGUGUUGUAAUACUUAUCGUCAUGUACUUUUUUUCAAAGCUUUUUAUAGCCACAUGUGCGCUGUCACAGGUAGUAUGUGCGAAUCCAAGUCCUCGCCAGGCAGAGAUAUCUGCAGAUGUGUUUGAUUCUGACAUAGUCAGUGCUAUGGAAACUGGAGUCGCAGUGAGUGACGAUGGUCUAAUAAGCGCUAUGGAGACCGGAACAGCAGAAAGUAUAUUUGGCUCUAUGGAGCAAGCUGAUGAAGUCACGUGUCUAGCAGAUCAAACUUGCCCAGUUGGCUACAGUAAAAGGCCGUCAUUGGUGGCCACCCAGCCGCCAAACAUGGAACUUGGUCAGCCGUUGCCCUCGGAUGGGGUUAUGUCAGCUAUGGAUCCAAGGCCAAUUGAUGCAGAUAUCCCAUUACCCGUAACUCCGGAUGUUGGUGCCAUCAUAUGUCAUCAAGGUGAUAUUUUCUGUCCUACUAAUGGCAUGGUACUCAGUGGGGUGACUGUGUGCUGUCCUCCAGGCUUUGAACUAGGAGAGAUCGAUAGUUUAGAAGUUACAUGUGAAUGCGUACCCUCCAGUAAUACUCCACGGAGACAGGCAUCAGUAGCAAUCACCCCGGCGAUAAAGAACGCACCAUGUGUUUGCAUGAGAGAUAUGGGCAUGUCAGAUAUCGUAUUGAGCGAUGCCGAAACUGGGACUAUGGAGGAGAGUAUGUUUGAUGAUGUAUCAAUGACCGACAACCAACCUCAGGAGAUGGAAUCGGAUGUUAUCCUAUCGGAUGUUAUUCUAGAUGCUGGCCCAAUACAAUGUCUAGUGGAUGGUAUAUGUGACGACAGCGUAUUCUUCGCCGGACAUCGACGUUGUUGUCCUGAUGGAUUUGAAAUGGAUUUUGUCUCAAUCACUGCCUCAGGCACAGACUGUCAAUGUAUUCCAUUAUAAAAUACGCCAAAAUUUGUAAAUUUGGUUCACCUUGAAUGGCUUGUUUAAUAAGUUACCAGCUUGAGCGAAUACAAGGAAC